CAAACAGACAAGCUUCUUUUAGUGCCUGGAUUAUACAAUUUAAGUGAGGAAUGACUGCAACCAGACUGCUAAUUCAAGAGACCUGCCACAAAACAAACAAAGAGCUAAGAAUACUCUUACCCUGACGAUGGGUAGCCUUCUCUCAGACUUGGUUCAGUAUCGGAAACUAUUUCUAAUGAUUUUUGUAUUGGGAAUUGGUGGAACUUUCUCAUAUGGCUUCCAAGUUUCUAUGAUCAGCUAUCCUUCCAUGUACAUCAAGAACUUCAUCAAUGACACCUGGCAAGAGCGAUACCACUCUGUCAUCGAUGAGCAGACCCUCACACUACUAUGGUCUUUCAUUGUCUCUACCUUUAGCGUUGGGGGAUUCUUGGGAUCCAUCAGUUCAAGAUACCUGUCUGCAAAAUAUGGAAAAAAGAAAUGUCUAACGUUCAAUAAUCUGCUCCUGAUAGCAGCUGCAUUUUUCUGGGGCUUCAGUAAGAUAGCAAAGUCCUUUGAGAUGAUUUUGAUUGGACGUUUCCUUUGUGGUUUAUAUACAGGUUUGAGUUGCUGUUUACAUGGACAGUAUUUGGCAGAAAUUUCCCCUAAGAAGCUGCGUGGAUUUACAACUGCCACUCUCUCUCUUUUUGUAAACAUGGGGAAAUGCUUAGGGCAAAUUGCAGGACUAAGUGAACUUUUAGGAACUGAAUCCUUGUGGCCUUUACUGAUGGCUAUCGGUGGAAUCGCAGCAUCGAUGCAGCUGGUCACUCUCCCAUUCUUCCCUGAAUCUCCACCCUACCUCCUGAUGCAAAAGGGAGAUAUGGAAGGCUGCCAGGAAGCUUUGAAGCAGCUUUGGGGUGAAGGGAAUCAUCAAGGAGCAAUUGAUGAUAUGGUGAAGGAGCAGGCUACAAUGAAAAAAAUCAAACCCAUGAAUGUCCUGGAACUCCUAAAAGACCGAUCCUUGCGAUGUCAGUUGUGUUUAUUGAUCCUCAUUGGUGUUACCAUGCAGCUUAAUGGUAUCAAUGCAAUCUAUUUCUAUGCCUUUGAUGUGUUCCAUACAGCUGGAUUUACUCAAGAUCGUAUCCCCUACAUAACUCUGGGAACUGGGACCUGUGAGUUCUGCGCUGCCAUACUGUGUAGCCUCAUCAUUGAUAAGUUUGGCAGAAGGAUGCUGCUGUUGUGGGGAUAUGGACUGAUGGCUUUGAUACUCAUGCUCCUCACAACAACUCUCUCCCUGCAGCAUCAGUUCUUCUGGAUGCCCUACUGCAGUGUUGCUCUGAUUUUCCUGUUCAUUAUCAUCUUUGCAACUGGACCAGCUGGAGCUUCAUUCCCAAUCAUGGUUGAACUCUUCACCCAGUCAUCCAGAUCAUCCGCAUUAGUGAUCUCCAUGUCUCUACACUGGGUAGGACUCUAUGUGAUUGGGAUGAUUUUCCCAUACGUAGUGGAAAGCCUCGGUACCUUCUGCUUCCUCAUUUUUGUGGGCUUCAUUUCGAUCGCAUGGAUUCUCAUCUACAGGUUCCUUCCAGAAACAAAAGGCAAAUCAGUCAUGGAAAUCAAAGAGGAAUUCAGUCAUUUAAAUGCCAAGAAGAAAUGUGCCCAGGCCAUGGGAGAGAAUCCCUCUGACAAAUGUACCAAGUUAUGACUGGACAGAAGAGGAGUAAUUUCUUAAAGGGACAGAAAAUGGUGUCAUACACAAAUGAAUAUUUAAAAAAGAGUGUUAGCUUUAAAUAUUACUCCUAUUAUUCUAUAUUCCAUAUUCAUUUCUUCAUGCAAACAGACUUCAUAGAAGAUCACCCCAUGUGAUUCUAUAACACAAGUGUCUUUCAGUAUCUAAUGGACACCAUCACCAGUUACAUAGUAAUGUGCAUUUCAUGUUAAGAUUCCAGUUUACAAAAAAACAAAUCAAAUGUGUACUUGCAUACUUUGAAAGUCACCCAAACCUUAUUUCUGCCCAUGUAAGGACACUAAGACAAUUUGACUUUGCAAUAUAUACACAUUAUAGAUAAUAAAUAAGAUGGUUUAUAUGCCUGAA
Messenger RNA from Mauremys mutica (yellowpond turtle), 2008 nucleotides. RefSeq names its product solute carrier family 2, facilitated glucose transporter member 11-like. Lineage: Eukaryota; Metazoa; Chordata; Testudines; Geoemydidae. Gene Ontology annotation, molecular function: hexose transmembrane transporter activity. Bases 128 to 1618 code for a protein of 496 amino acids. The transcript has 12 exons. Gene Ontology annotation, biological process: monosaccharide transmembrane transport. The record is from RefSeq and is a predicted model, not a curated record. Gene Ontology annotation, cellular component: membrane.